AAUGUGGCAGAUAUUAAAAAGCUGAAGUCAGUUGGGAUCUGCACAAUCAAAGGAAUCCAGAUGACCACAAGACGGGCGCUGUGCAAUGUAAAAGGGCUUUCAGAGGCCAAAGUGGACAAGAUUAAAGAAGCUGCAAACAAGCUUAUAGAACCAGGCUUCCUGACUGCCUUUGAGUACAGUGCAAAACGGAAGAUGGUAUUUCAUAUUACUACUGGCAGCCAAGAAUUUGAUAAACUUCUGGGUGGUGGGAUUGAAAGCAUGGCAAUCACCGAGGCUUUUGGAGAGUUCCGGACAGGCAAAACCCAGCUAUCUCACACCCUUUGUGUGACAGCUCAGCUUCCAGGAACAAAUGGCUACACAGGUGGAAAGAUUAUCUUCAUUGAUACUGAAAACACUUUCCGACCAGACCGUCUCCGUGACAUUGCUGAUCGCUUCAAUGUUGACCACGAUGCCGUACUUGACAACGUGCUCUAUGCGCGCGCAUAUACCAGUGAGCAUCAGAUGGAAUUGCUUGACUAUGUAGCAGCCAAGUUCCAUGAGGAAGCUGGUAUCUUCAAGCUAUUGAUCAUUGACUCCAUAAUGGCACUUUUCCGUGUGGAUUUCAGCGGUCGUGGAGAGUUGGCUGAACGACAACAGAAACUGGCUCAGAUGCUGUCAAGGCUCCAAAAAAUAUCAGAAGAAUAUAAUGUGGCCGUGUUUGUGACCAACCAGAUGACUGCUGAUCCAGGAGCAACUAUGACCUUUCAGGCGGACCCAAAAAAGCCCAUUGGGGGCCACAUCCUUGCUCAUGCUUCGACUACCAGGAUUAGUUUGAGGAAAGGGAGAGGAGAGCUGCGUAUUGCAAAGAUAUACGACAGCCCUGAGAUGCCUGAAAACGAAGCCACAUUUGCAAUAACUCCUGGAGGGAUUGGGGAUGCCAAAGAAUAG
This is a messenger RNA of Apaloderma vittatum (bar-tailed trogon), 927 nucleotides long. It is a transcript of the gene DMC1, whose product is annotated as DNA meiotic recombinase 1. Gene Ontology annotation, biological process: DNA strand invasion; DNA repair; DNA recombinase assembly. The transcript has 11 exons. The annotation marks the transcript as partial. NCBI's taxonomy places the organism in Eukaryota, Metazoa, Chordata, Aves, Trogoniformes, Trogonidae. Gene Ontology annotation, cellular component: nucleus; condensed nuclear chromosome. The record is from RefSeq and is a predicted model, not a curated record. Gene Ontology annotation, molecular function: ATP-dependent DNA damage sensor activity; ATP hydrolysis activity; ATP binding.